Molecule: messenger RNA, 3413 nt
Organism: Closterium sp. NIES-67
Lineage: Eukaryota; Viridiplantae; Streptophyta; Zygnematophyceae; Desmidiales; Closteriaceae
Source: the annotation of a GenBank genome assembly
UCAGUCAGUCAGUCAGUCAAGUCAGUCAGCGUGUUUACGGAUAGCAGUGGCCGUCUUUUCUCAUCACGCUGACUUCCGCGCGACGCAGGCACGGACGCGCGGACUCAUCACGGCUGUUUCCACGAUGGGACUCUAUCGAUCGCAGCACGUGUUUGCUGUUAUUUGUCCCCCACACUCACGCGAGGCGAAGGUGUCGGCGUCGUGCCUUUUCGCCGCGUUACCAAGUUACCUCCCACGUGUCGGAGGAGCCACAGCAAGGAACUCCGAAUUCCGGAGUUGCGGUCCGAGAAUCGAAGGUUCCCGGCCUGAUCGAAAAUCCUCCCGAUUCGAGUCAUCCCGAAUGUCAGAGUCACGGGAGAUCUUGGCCGUCCGCGGGGAGAAUCGACGGGGACUGAUUGUGGCUAGGCCGCCUUCCCCCCUAUUGCUCCACGCCAGCUACGCGGUUGAGCUGUCUUAGUCGACCAACGUGAGGAGUCUAUUUUUGAGGCGCCUCAAAAAUAGAUUCCUCACGCUGAUUGUGGCUAGGCCGCCUCCCCCCCUAUUGUUCCACGCCAGCUACGCGGUUGAGGUGUCUUACGCGGUUGAGCUGUCUUAGGUGAGUCGACACAGAAGUCACAGUCGACCAACAAUCUGAAGGGAGCUGAGGGGAUCGAAUAGCCGAUUGCUCCAGGCCGAGGCCGAGGGUGAAUUUCGCAUGCAUUGUGGCUAGUACUACUACUAGGCCUUCCUCUCUCAGCCGCCCUAACCGAGACAAGGAAAACGUUCCCCACGCGUCCUUCAAAAUCCCACUGCCUUGUCAGCCGACUCUAGAGCCGCCUCCCCCCUGAGCCCCCCUCUCUGGGAGUCCACUCCGUGCAUCCGUGGAAUCCCCGGAGAGCUUGUUUCGCGCGCCCCUGAGAAUCGCCCUGCCUUGUGCGCCAACUCCAGAGCCGCCUUUCCCGGAGUCCCUCUCACUGGGAGUCCGCUCCGUGCAUCGCUGAGAAUGGUGCUGCCGUCUAUUGCUGCCGUCCCCGCUGCUCGUCACUCCAUCUAGAUUCAUCUCCGCCUUUCAGAGGCGACUCUUGGGUCGACACUCGGGUAGAUUCUUGGGUCGAAUCAACAGAAAAGGGUGCUGCUUGCCGCUAACCCCCCUGCGAUCUUAGACCAUCGGGCUCCGCACUUCACCGUGCGAAAGCCGUGCCCACCCGCCACUAUGAUCAUACCACCGACAACGCGUUCUCUCUUUCCCCUGCUCGCGCUGCUGCUGCUCUCAGCUGCGCAUCUCUCUCCCCCCGCGCGCGCGCUGGACUGUUCCGCCUCCCUUCAUUGCGCCAACAGCAGCCUGUGCUGUAGCGAGUGGGGCUUUUGCGGCUCCUCUGAUUCCUACUGCGGCUCCGGCUGCCAAUCCGGCCCAUGCACCGGCACCCCCUCCCCCUCCGCCCCUCCGCCUGUCAGCUCCGCCCCUCCGCCUGUCAGCUCCCCCCCUCCGCCUGUCAGCUCCCCCCCUCCCCCGACCAGUUCCCCCGCUCCGUCUGCUCCGGGGUCCACUCCCCCUGUGUCCAUUGCGUGCGGUGCAGACAACGGCGACAGCGUGUGCCCCAACGGUCUCUGCUGCAGCAAGUGGGGCUUUUGCGGCUCCACCGACGAGUACUGCGGCUCCGGCUGCCAAUCCGGACUGUGCACCGGCAGCGCUGCAAGCCCCUCCGCAUCCGCCCCUCCGCCUGGCAGCUCCCCCGCUCCCCCGACCAGUUCCCCCGCUCCUCCUGUUUCCCAUCCCCCCGUGACCGCCGGGUGCGGAGCAGACAACGGCAAUAGCGUGUGCCCCAACGGUCUGUGCUGCAGCAAGUGGGGCUGGUGCGGCUCCACCGACGAGUACUGCAGCUCCGGCUGCCAAUCCGGCCCGUGCACUGCACCCCCCUCCACACCCGCCCCUCCGCCUGCCACUCCUUCCUCGUCUGGCCUGCCAACAGCAGCUGUCAUUGGCAUUGUGGUGGCAGCCGUCCUCCUCCUCCUCCUCCUGCUGUUGCUCGGUGCCGUGUGGUGGAAGAGAGCGCUGGAAGCUCGCAGUGGUGCAGAUCCUUUCUGUGCUGCCGUGCCUGAUGCGCCAGCCUCCUUCCAGCAGCUCCCCCUUCACGUGGUCGUCAGGGCCACAGGCGACUGGGCCAAUGACAACCUGCUGGGGUCGGGGGGCUAUGGCGACGUGUACAAGGGCGUGUCCCCUUACGAUGGCGCCACGCUGUGGGCUGUGAAGCGCGCCAAAGUCAUCACCUGCGACUUUAGGAGAGAGGUUGCUCAGAUGGCCUCUAAGCACCACCCGAAUCUCGUCCGGCUGCUGGGGUUCGCGGUGGGGGGCGAUGUGAACACUCGAGUGGAGAACGUGCUCGUCUAUGAGUUCAUCGCCAAUGGCGACCUGGAGAGGUGGAUGGGGCCAGACGCCCCCGCAGUGCUGACCCUGCAGCAGCGGCUGGACAUUCUCAUCGGCACUGCUAGCGGGCUGGAGUACCUGCACAGCUUUGGCAUGGUGCACCGCGACAUCAAGCCCGCCAACAUCCUCAUCGACGAUGACAUGCAGCCAAAGGUGGCGGACUUUGGGCUGGUGCGAGAGGGGGAUGGCACAGGCAUGCUGUCAACCAGAGUGCUGGGCACCGUGGGCUACAUGGACCCCGCCUACUGCCUGACCCGCAACGCCACCACUGCCACUGAUGUCUACAGCUUUGGCAUCCUCAUGCUGGUGAUGCUGUCAGGCCAGCAGGCCAUCAUAACUAAGCUCAAGCAUGACAACGGCCUUGACACACCUGCUGAGUCUGAGCGUAUCAAGAUUAUUGACUGGGCAAGCAAGCUCAUGUCAGAGGGCAACGAGUCAUCUCUCAGAGACCCCCGCAUGGCAGCACCUGACGGCAUCAUCCUGCGCCUGGCUCAGCUGGCCGUCAGCUGCACCGCCAUGCCCACUGCCUCACGCCCCUCCAUGUCCCGCGUGGCGCACGACCUGGAGGCACUCCGGGCCGAGGUGGGGAGUGGGGAUGCACGAGCCGCAGCUGCAGCGAGGGUGGAUGAGAUGAUGGUGGAGGUUCGCCCGGUUAGGACCAUUGAUCAGGAGCUGGAGCUGCUGGAGAAGAGGUUUUUACAGCCGGGCGAAUCUGUGUCCACCUUGUUUGGCUUGUCAGGUGGUCCAGGGAGUAAGGCAUUUAGUGUGGAGAUACCAGAGAGCCCUAAUGGAACGGGCUGCUCUUUUGUCCGAGCCACAUUAGGCUACCAACAUAUCAGCAGUAGUUGACAGAACACUUGUACGAUAUAUGCAGGGCUGAUUUUAUCAGACUAUUUAGCCUGUGUUGGGCUGAGAAAUGCCCUUAGGAUCUUUUCAGAGACUAAGUCCCAGUUGAAGAUUAAGACUUGAGUAGUGCAGGGGAAGUUGAGGCAGUUGAACCCUUGUACUA